Messenger RNA from Camarhynchus parvulus, 2558 nucleotides. RefSeq names its product E3 ubiquitin-protein ligase TRIM11-like. Lineage: Eukaryota; Metazoa; Chordata; Aves; Passeriformes; Thraupidae. The record is from RefSeq and is a predicted model, not a curated record. The transcript has 8 exons. Gene Ontology annotation, molecular function: zinc ion binding.
CCGCCCCCAGCGCGGCCCGGGCGCUCCGAGCCCCCCGGUCCCGGUUCUGGUUCCGGUUCUGGUCCAGGUUCUUGUCCCGGUCCCGGUUCCUGUCCCGCUCUGGACUCUCUCUCAGGAUCCCAGAGGGAGGAAGCACACCCUCCUCCUCCUCCUCCUCCUCCUCCUCCGCCAAAUCCAGGAUCCCAGAGGGAGGAAGCACACCCUCCUCCUCCUCCUCCUCCUGCAGGCAUGGCGGUUCCCAGCGCCGCCGAGCAGCUCCGCGCCGCCGCCUCGUGCCCGGUGUGCCUGGAGCUGUUCCGCGACCCCGUCUCGCUGCGCUGCGGCCACAACUUCUGCCGGGGCUGCGUGGAGCGCUGCGGGCCGAGCCCCGGCGCGGCGGCGGCGGCGGCGGCGGGGCCGCUGUGCUGCCCGCAGUGCCGGGACGCGGCCCCGGGCGGGAGCAGCCUCCGACCCAGCCGGGAGCUCGGGCACAUCGCGGGCAUCGCCCGGGAGCUGCUCCCGGGGCUGCUGCGGGCGGCGCCGCCGGGGCCGCCGGGACCGGGCUCCGUGUGCGGGCGGCACCGGGAGCCGCUGCGGCUCUUCUGCCGCGAGGAGCGGGCGCUGCUGUGCCCCGAGUGCGCGCGGGGACACCCGGGGCCGGGACAGCGGGAGCAGCACCGGGUGGUGCCGGCCGAGGAGGCGGCGCGGGAGUACCGGGAGCAGAUCCAGAGCUGCCUCCAGGCGCUGAAGGAGGAGAGAGAAAAAUUCCUGGAAAGCCGAAAAUCCGGCGCCUGGAGGAGCCUGCACCUGGACAGGGCGCGGGGCGAGGGGCAGCGCCUGGCGCGGGAGUUCCAGGAGCUGCGGCGCUCCCUGGAGGAGCAGCAGCGCCUCCUGCUGGCGCAGCUCGGGGACCUGGAGGCGGCCGCGGGCCGGGCGCGGGCCCAGGCGGUGGGAAAGGUCUCGGAGGAGUUGUCGCAGCUGGACACGCUCAUCUGGGAGAUGGAGGGGAAAUUCCAGCAGCCCCCGAGCCGAUUCCUGCAGGACAUCCAACAGCUCCUGGACAGCUGUGAGAGGAUGAGGUUCCACCCCCCGGCCGAGAUCUCCCCCGAGCUGGAGAGGAGCCUGGAGGAUUUUGUCCAGAGGAACAUCCUGGUGAGGGGCACCUUGAGGAGAUGCCAAGACAGCCUCAUGUUCCUGCUGCAGGAGCCGGCCUCCCUGACCCUGGACCCGCACACCGCGCACCCUCACCUGCACCUGUCCGCCGACGCCAAGGAGGCGCGGGGGCAGCUCCAGCCGCGCCGCGUCCCCGACCACCCCGGGCGCUUCGACUUCGAGCCCUGCGUGCUGGCGCGGGGCGGCUUCACCUCGGGCCGGCAUUUCUGGGAGGUGGAGGUGGGCCAGGGCGGCGUGUGGGCGCUGGGCGUGGUGCGGGAGUCCUCGCGCCGGGGGCCCCUGAGCCUGAGCCCCGCCAGGGUGUGGGGCGCUGCAGGCGUUUCCACCGCCACGUCGCAGGCCGCGCUGCGCCUGUAGCCGCCGCCGCGCCUCGCGUGCGCGCUGGACUACGAGGGCGCCGGUGGCGUUCUUCAGCGCCGGGCGGCGACGCCCAUCCUGGAGUACACCCGCGCCGCCUUCAACGGCGAGCGGCUGCUGCCCUGGUUCAAGGUGGGCUUGGGGGCGCGGCUGCUCGAGGUGACGCGCGGCGAGAGCCGCCCGGAGCGCGCGGUGGCCGGGAGGGUCGUGUCCCCCCUGGACUGGGUGGGAUUCGGUUCUCGCUGCGGAUCUGCUCCUGACGGGAUGAAUCCCCAGCGAUGCCAGCCCUCUGAGUCCGUUGGGAGGUCCGGGAUGGCUCCGAGAUCGGCCGGAGGUUCCAGUGGCGUGUGACGCUUUUACCUUGUUGUGCCCUUGGCGGGAUGAAUCCCCCCCGAAGUGUUUCCUCUUUUCCCGAAGUUUCAGAACCCAGGAAAUCCCUCUGGCUGCCCUGGAGGUGACGCGCGGCGAGCGCUGCCCGGAGCGGGCGGUGGUCGGGCGGGUCGUGUCCCCCCUGGGCUGGGCAGGAUUCGGGUUCUCGCUGCGGGUCUGCUCCCGAGGGAUGCGGGGAGGAAUCCCGGGUGGUGCCACCCCUCGGUGUCCAUCGAGAGGUCUGCGAUUGUCACAUCUGUGGCAUCGGAUGGCUCCAAGGAUCGGCCCGGGGUUCCUGGAGGAGCCCGGUUUGGCGUGUGAAGCUUUUACCUUGUUGUGCCAUCGGCGGGAUGAAUCCUUCCCGAAGUGUUUCCUCUUUUCCCAAAAUUUCAGAACCCAGAAAAUUCCUCUGGCUGCCCUGGAGGACUCGAGCCCCUGCCCAAGACCCCCGUGCCUUUGAUUUGGCCCUUAGAAAAAAACAAUUAUCAGCCUUUUAUAUGAAGAAUUACAAGCCAUGAAUAUUUAAGUAGAAUUAUAGCAAAUCUAUCACGGGGUGAAAAAAAAAUAGAUUUUUGGGGUUUUUAGAAUGGGGCAAGAUGGUGGAAUCUGGGUGUGUCCUUCUUCUUCUUGGCCUGCAUCUUCUGCUGUGAUUGGUUUAGAGUAGAAACUCGCUGUCUAAC